AUGCACAACGAGUUUCCUACCCUUAACACCAAUAUACCCCUUCAGGGGACUUCGGGGUUCACCUCCCCAACCAUGCUUGCUAAUGACUUUUCAACCCUCUCUCCUGAUAUGGUGGGGAGCAUGAUUGCCUUCUCUAACAUGAACAUGGACUCGAUGGGCGGUGACCCUUCUAUGAACAUGUUUUCAUCGGCAACUACAAUGUCUACCCCGUUUCCAUCAAAUUCCAUGGAUGGGUUGCCAGCCGACUUUAGUAUGGACCUGUCGAACGAAAGCAAUGCUCUUGGUGCCGUGGCAAAUAAUCCUAGCACCGGUAUGCCUGUGGAUGCUGGCGACGAUAGCAUUAUGGCCAAUUCACCACAGUUCUCUUCGCCAGGCCAAACUAACCACCAGACAAAUAUUAGCCUGGACACUACUAUGAAUGGGUUUCAACCCAGUAUUUCACCACAACCUAUUCCACAGGUUCAGCCUCAAACCCUCGUGUCCUCUACGCCCUCGUAUGAGUCGCCCAUAGCGACUACAACAGGCACAACGCCAGAGAGUGCCGCCCCUUCCCAAGCCCCCAUCCCAGCCGUCAUCAAUCCUCAACCUCCGAAGGAGAAGACUAUAUAUUCUAAAAGUGGAUUUGAUAUGUUAAGGGCCCUUUGGCUUGUGGCUACGCGAAAAAACCCACAGGUGAAUCUCGGCGCCGUCGACAUGUCCUGUGCUUUCGUCGUCUGCGACAUUACGAUGAAUGAUUGUCCAAUCAUAUACGUCUCAGACAAUUUUCAGAACCUGACUGGUUACAGUCAGCACGACAUCGUUGGUCAGAAUUGCCGUUUUCUCCAAGCCCCGGACGGCAAAGUUGAAGCAGGUACAAAACGGGAGUUCGUUGACAAUGGAGCCGUCUACAACCUGAAGCAAAAGAUUGCUGAAGGCAAGGAAGUGCAGCAAAGUUUAAUCAAUUACCGGAAAGGAGGUAAGCCUUUCUUGAACUUAUUAACCAUGAUCCCUAUCCCAUGGGACACCAACGAGAUCAGAUAUAUUAUUGGGUUCCAAAUCGAUCUGGUAGAAUGCCCCGAUGCUAUCGCUUCGCAUCAAGGCCCUGGAACUAUGAAAGUCAACUACAAGCACAGCGAUAUCGGACAGUAUAUUUGGACACCGCCGUCUUCAAGCCAGUGGGAACCGGAGAACGGACAAACAUUAGGGGUUGACGAUGUAUCUACGCUACUACAGCAAUUUAAUCCGAAGGGAUCUGCCUCUGACUGGCACCGACAAUCCUGGGACAAGAUGCUUCUGGAGAAUACCGAUGAUGUCGUUCACGUGCUCUCUUUGAAGGGGCUGUUUCUCUAUCUUUCACACCGUCCUGUAAGCGCCUACUCGAAUAUGAUGCCACCGAGCUCGUUGGAAAUUCUAUCUCGUCUAUAUCACAUCCUUCCGAUAUUGUUCCAGUUACCCGAGAGCUCAAGGAUGCUACCAAUGGAAACUCGGUGA
Daldinia childiae is the source of this 1470-nucleotide messenger RNA. Its product is annotated as White collar 1 protein. The record is from RefSeq and is a predicted model, not a curated record. The transcript has a single exon. NCBI's taxonomy places the organism in Eukaryota, Fungi, Ascomycota, Sordariomycetes, Xylariales, Hypoxylaceae. Gene Ontology annotation, cellular component: nucleus. Bases 1 to 1470 code for a protein of 489 amino acids.